Bufo bufo (common toad) is the source of this 6085-nucleotide messenger RNA. RefSeq names its product BAF chromatin remodeling complex subunit BCL11B (gene BCL11B). Gene Ontology annotation, molecular function: RNA polymerase II cis-regulatory region sequence-specific DNA binding; DNA-binding transcription factor activity. Gene Ontology annotation, cellular component: nucleus. Bases 717 to 3143 code for a protein of 808 amino acids. The record is from RefSeq and is a predicted model, not a curated record. The transcript has 3 exons. Gene Ontology annotation, biological process: positive regulation of transcription by RNA polymerase II. Lineage: Eukaryota; Metazoa; Chordata; Amphibia; Anura; Bufonidae.
CCACUAGUCGCCCCCAGUGCUCCUCAGUCUCUGGGUCUUUUUGUCUCUGGUGCAGAUUAAACGUCACGUCCGUACUUGAACUUGAAUUUUAUCCCAUUGUACAGAGGCAGCCCCAGCCAUAGAGAGACAGAGAGCUCCCAGAGAACCAGGACUCCGCCAUCUUCACCAUGAAGUAGUCCUCCCCCCAGUGCCAGCCAAGUGGAGCAGUGCAAAGUGCUGGCCAGUCAAUUGCAGGGCAGUGCCAGGCUCACUGCUCGCAGCAGACAUCCCCUCUCUGGUGGCAGCAGGGUCAGCUCCCUCUCUGGCAUUCUUCUUCUACUUAUAUUUUUUAUUUUUGGGGCAGUGAUUAUUAUUUUAUAUUUUUUUAUUUGAAUUUCAUUUUUUCAUUUUUUUGCAUUUAUGCCUUUUUUGCAUUGAUGGGAGAAGUGCCAUUGGAGUGGGCACAGGCAUUUGGUAACUUGGAGGAGAAGUGCUGCCGCUUCCUGGCACAGAGGGGGCACCCGAGGCUCCUGCUGAAUUUUAUUUUUUAAUUUUUUUUAUUUUUUAUUUUAAUUUAAGAAGAAGAAGAAGUAGAAGCACCAGGAGGAGGAAGAAAGAGAGCAAGGAGCAGGAGGAGGAGGAGGAAGAAGAAGAAGAAGAAGGUGCUGGCAGAGGAGGAAGGAGUCCCCGGGUUGUCUUGCAGAUCUCCGGGCGAUGCCACUGUAAAUGCCACUGCAAUGUCCCGUCGCAAGCAAGGGAACCCGCAGCACUUAUUACAGAGGGAGAUCGUUCCACCUGAAGAGCACCAUGUCGAAGCGGUAAUCACAGACGAAGACGGUCUCGCCAUCCCAGAGUCGGGGACCCUUGGCCUGUCCGGCAGCGGGACUGACCCAGACUUGUUAACAUGUGGACAGUGUCAAAUGAACUUCCCGCUGGGAGACAUCUUGGUUUUUAUAGAGCACAAGAAAAAACAGUGCGGAGGUCCGAGCGGUGGCUGCUAUGAAAAGAGUCUGGAUAAAAGUAGUCCUCCGCCCCCAACUCGCUCCGAGCUCAGGAAAGUGGCAGAGCCGGUGGAAAUCGGUAUCCAAGUCACACCCGAUGAGGAAGACCGUCUUCUCACACCUACAAAAGGAAUUUGCCCGAAGCAGGAGAAUAUUGCAGGUAAAGAUGAGCCUUCAAGCUAUAUUUGCACAACAUGUAAGCAGCCUUUCAACAGCGCCUGGUUUCUGCUUCAACAUGCUCAGAACACACAUGGAUUUCGCAUCUACCUGGAGACCAGCCCAACUAGCAGUUCCCUUACUCCCCGAAUCACUAUCCCUCCUCCUCUGGGACCGGAGACUGUUGGACCAUCCCCCCUGAUGAACUUCCUUGGAGACAACAAUCCCUUUAAUCUUUUACGAAUGACUGGACCCAUCCUACGUGAACAUCCAGGCUUUGCUGAUGCUCGGCUGCCAAACACGCCACCGCUCUUCAGCCCACCCCCUCGCCAUCAUCUGGACCCGCACCGCCUUAGUGCCGAAGAAAUGGGGUUAGUUGCCCAGCAUCCCAGUGCCUUUGACAGAGUUAUGCGUUUAAAUCCAAUGGCAAUUGAAUCUCCAGCAAUGGAUUUUUCUCGAAGGCUACGAGAACUGGCAGGAAAUAAUUCCACUCCUCCUCCAGUGUCUCCGAACCGUGGCAAUCCUAUGCAUCGUCUGCUAAAUCCCUUCCAGCCAAGCCCCAAGUCCCCUUUUAUGAGUACGCCACCAUUGCCGCCAAUGCCCCCGAGCAGUACGACCCCGCCUCAAACCCAGGCCAAGAGUAAAUCCUGUGAGUUCUGCGGGAAGACUUUCAAGUUCCAGAGCAAUCUUAUAGUUCACCGCCGUAGUCACACAGGGGAAAAACCUUAUAAAUGCCAAUUGUGUGACCAUGCCUGCUCGCAGGCAAGCAAAUUAAAACGCCACAUGAAAACGCAUAUGCACAAAUCUGGCUCAAUGACUGGCAGGUCUGACGAUGGACUAUCAGCUACAAGUUCACCAGAGCCAGGCACUAGUGAGUUAACGGGAGAAGGAGGGAAAUCCAACGAGACAGAUUUUAGAAAUGAAAGUGACCGUUCCUUAGGACAUGACAAUGAAGAAGAGGAGGAGGAGGAAGAAGAAGAGGAGGAGGAGGAACUGGAGAAUGAGAGCAGACCAGAAUCAAGUUUCAGCAUGGACUCAGAAAUGAGUCGUAACCGUGAAAACGGUACAAAGCCAAUCCACGAUGAGAAGUCCCUCGUUCUUGGUAAAGUAAUGGAUAAUGUAAACUUGGGAAGCAUGCAGCAAUAUAAUGACAUGCUCAACGACAAACAAAAGAGAAGUCACUUCAUGAAACGCUCUUCUGAUCCACGAGACCUAUGUCGGAGAAUUCCAGGUGACGAAGACGGAGUAGAGAGGGAAAUCAUUCGAAACGAAGAAGGGACAGUCAAUGGUAGAAAUUUUGGCUCAGGUGAACCUUUUCCAGGCUUGUUCCCUCGAAAACCAAUGCCUAUUUCUGGUAGUGGUCUAAAUAACUCCUCUAAAAGGAUAAAAAUUGAGAAAGACUUGGACUUACCACCAGCAACGAUAAUCCCCUCAGAAAACGUUUACUCACAAUGGCUGGUUGGAUAUGCAGCAUCACGGCACUUCAUGAAGGAUCCAUUUCUUGGAUUCACAGACUCUCGACAAUCCCCUUUUGCAACGUCUUCUGAACACUCUUCAGAAAACGGAAGCCUGCGGUUCUCCACUCCACCAGGUGAUAUGCUGGACGGGGGUCUCUCAGGGCGGAGCGGGACAGCGAGCGGGGGAAGCACCCCUCACAUUGGUGGACCAGGCCCUGGCCGACCCAGCUCAAAGGAAGGGAGAAGGAGCGAUACAUGCGAGUUCUGUGGCAAAGUAUUUAAGAACUGCAGCAACCUCACAGUCCACCGUCGGAGCCACACUGGGGAACGGCCUUACAAAUGUGAGCUCUGCAACUAUGCAUGUGCACAGAGCAGCAAGCUGACGCGCCACAUGAAAACACAUGGCCAGAUAGGUAAGGAGGUGUACCGCUGUGACAUUUGCCAGAUGCCCUUCAGCGUUUACAGCACCCUGGAAAAACACAUGAAAAAGUGGCACGGAGAACACUUGCUGACAAAUGACGUGAAAAUUGAGCAGGCAGAAAGAAGCUAAGGCCCCUAUAUGGGUUAAUUCCAUUUAAUUUGUACAGUUUUUAACUAUUGCCAACUGAGAAAGCUGACCUUACUUGCCUCCUUAAACAUAACUUAGCGUAAACAUGUCAGGUGUCACAAAGUGGCACUUAAAAUAUAUCCUGUGUCUGCAGUUCGUUUAAAAACCUGAGGGUUGAAUAAGGCAGUAACAAUUGUGGAGCCUUUUAACUGUGCAAUAAUUUCUGUAUUUAUUUGGGUUUAAUUUGUCAUUUUGGCAUGUGCAGGUACUUUUUUUUUUUUGCAGUUUUUUUAGUUUAAUUCAUUUCUAUAUUUUUUAUAUAUUUUUUUUUGUUAUUGUGCAUUCAUGUUAUAAAACAAACAAAAAGAACGCAAAAACCCUCUUGUGCUGCGGGGACUGAUAACUUCUUAUAAGCAAAAAUGAUUUUUCAGCCCCCUUCAGGACAAAAAAAGAAAGAAAAGGGUUUAAUCCCACCUCUCCCAGUAGUAGCCCCCCAUUCCCCUCCCCAUUGUCUUAGUAGUGGAGAAUUGUAUUUAAAAUUAUCAUUUUUGGGCUGCUACAUUUCUGGAAUUUAAGCUAAAAAAAAAAUAUUUUUUGGUAAUUUCUUGCAAAGAAGCCAUCAGCUAUUUGAUUUCCUUUGUUACAGAUUUUAUGUUCUAUGGCCAUUCCUAAAAGAUGGGGGUCAGGAUUAUUGAAAUGGCGGAUUACAAUCUUUUAUGUGUUUUAGCACUUAUUUUUAAUUGCAUGGUAGGAUCUCAUACGCAACAGUUAAAAUGCAACCUAAAACUCAAGAAUCUUGGGGGUACACCUCAAAAAAAAAAAAAAGGGGAAAUUUUUCAAAAACUUGCCGUAUAAACGGGACCAGUGUCCCAGUUUGAACGCAAUCUGCUUCACGUACAAAUCAUUUUUUGCUGCUUAAGUGGUCUGCAACUCCAGCACCCAUGGGCCUGGCGUUGCGAGUCACUCCAGCGAGCAAAUGUCAGAGAGAUGCACUGUUAUUCCUGAAACUCUGAACCCACCUGCAGUGUUUUGCAGUUCACUCAGUGCUGAAAGGCUGAAGGGUCAUCGUUGCAGUUCAUUACCGUUAUGUCAUUGUAAUAUUGUGGACUAUGAAUUUGAACAUUGUUAUUUAUUCUAAAUAAUUGCAAGUUCCGAUAAUGACACCGGCUUUUAAGAUCCUUUUUCCAUUUUUGUUUUCUUUUUUCCUUUUACGUGCAUCAGGAGGACAGCAGAGAUCAAAAGGUUACCCAUUUUAAUUUUGUUGACCGCACUUUAAACAAAAACACACAAAAAAAGAAAAAAACUUGAGUUUCUCUGUUUUCCAUGGCUUCUGAACAAGAAAUUACAGCCUAUUCUCCUACGCAACCCGAUGGCGGGUUGAACGCUAUAAGGGAACACCUGAGAUUAAGUGCCAGCGUUGCUAAGCAUGGCAUUCACAAUGCUGGCACUAUAAAAAAAAAUAUAUAUAUAAUUUAUUGGACGGUUUGUCUACUGCCAUUCGAAUUUUUUUGUGAGUGCCUUGAAAACUGAUCUUCCUAUGUGAGUCUCUUGAGACAAAAUGCAAAUCUUUUUUUUUGUUUUUUUUUUGUGAAACAAAAAAAAAAGGACUUUUAACAUAGUAACACAAGAAAAGUACAUUUCUUUAAUAAAACAAAAAACAAAAAAUCAAAAGCCACAUUUACUUAUUAAACAAAAAAAUUCUGGUUGACGAUAGUGUGGACUCGAUAACGCCAUAAGACAUAAGACCCAAUCUAACGAAGAUGUUUACUCAGCACAAGUUUGAACCUUCUCUGGGCUGAUUUAUUAUCAGCUACGUUUCUUUUUCAGGACAACGCUGCUUAGAAAAAAAAAAAAACGGAAUGAAAAUUAUUUACUGCUGAAACGAAAAUGAAAUGACGCGGCUUACCGGUGAUCGUUGAAUGGGAAAAUCAAAAACAACAAAAAAACAAUUCAGGAACAACUGCUUUUUUUUUUUUCUUAUGUAAAAUUUAGUGCACUCUGUCUUAAAAUACGUUUACAGUAUUCAAUACGUACAAGGGUAAAAGAGAAAAAAUAAUUGUGUGUAUGUGUGUUUGGACGAUCAUUUCUUUUCAAGGUUUGCUUAAUAGGUUUAAAAAAAAUGCCAUAAUGGCCAUGUGUAUAUUGUUUAUUUUUGAAUUUUUUUUGGUGAUGGGGUUUUAGUAUAUAUUAUAUAUAUUAAAAUUUCUUGAUUACUGUAAAAGUGGACCAGUAUUUGUAAUAAUGGAGAAUGCCUGGGCAUUUAACAAAACCCGAAAAAAAUAAUUUUUUCCUUGAAAAAAAAUGUUGCAGUAAAAAAAAAAAACUUAAAUGGUGGGUCUAUAACAUUGUUCUUGUCACUGUAAUUGUAAAGUCUGAGUUUUAGUACUUAUUUUCCUGCCUUGGGUGUUAUUUUAUUUUAUAAUUUUUUUUUAUUUUGAACUGUAUAGAAACUUGUAUUUGGGGAUUAAAAGGUGAUUGCUACACCAUGUAGAAAAAGUAAGUAGAAAAAAAGUGCUUAAUAUUGUUAUUGCUUUGCAGAAAACGGAAAAAAAAAAUCACGUUUUUUGAACUGUGCUUAAUUUUACCCCCCUCCCCUCUUGCCCCUCCUCCCUUUCUGGAAUGGAUAUUGAUAUUGAUCGGUUGACAUGAUGUAGGCACUUGCUGUAUUUUUACCGGAGCUUGUAAUUUUUUAACUGUACGCUUGUCCUUUUAAAAGGAUUAAAUGUACUUUUUUUUGUUAGUGAAUUUGAAAAAAAAUAAAAUAAAAUAAAAUAAAACACGCUGCCAUAAUAUAUUUUUUUAAUUUGGCAGGAUAAAAUAUUGAAAAAAAAAAUACAAAAAAAAAAAAAUACAAAAUAAAGAAAGCAUUUGUAAUUUAAGUCCUACUGUACAGAAAAUAAUAAUAAAAAAAAGGGAAGUUGUUUAACGGCUUCCGGGGUAAUCAA